Molecule: messenger RNA, 735 nt
Organism: Drosophila subpulchrella
Lineage: Eukaryota; Metazoa; Arthropoda; Insecta; Diptera; Drosophilidae
Exons: 2
Coding region: 73-486 (137 amino acids)
Source: RefSeq, a predicted model, not a curated record
UAAUUAUUUAAAGAGAGUUUAUUGGCUUAUAAGUCAUAACACACUUAACUUGAAACAUUUUUCGUAUUGACAAUGAGAAACGAACCCAUUCCUGAGGUGGACAUGAGAACGGUGGCCCAAAAUGCAGAGGUUCAGCGCAAGGGCAUUCUGGGCUUUGCUCCCCGGAUCGGAAUGGUGAUCGUGGACUACGACGAUCUGGACAGGAUCGAUAACUUCUAUCUGGAGAGCCAGAAGUACCGGGACUACUAUCGGGAUCCACACAAUAUGUUACACAAACCGCCGCGUUUCCACCAGCACCAGGGAAAAUGCGGCAUCAAGCUGGACCACAGUGUCCAACAUUUUACCCAGCCGAUCCAGUGGGUCGAGGAGCGACGCCCACUGGUGUAUCCUCUUUCCAAAGACACCGCCAUGAGGCUGGGCAUGCCAAUCUCACCCAUGAUCAGAGGGCGAUAUGACAAGUCCUCAUCCUCUUCCUUCCUUCGCUAGACCAAGAGGGUUCCCUACGUUCGCAGGCGAGCUGAGGUCCUUUGCAAGGACUAUGCUUUGUUUUGAUGAAGGCAUCUGGUGGACCCAAUGGCAUUUGCAAAGGAUCUGAGCUCAUCUGACAACAUGCAUCUUCAUCCAAUGAGGCAGUGCAUCUGCAGCAGCGUCUCAAAAGCCUGAGCACCGAGCUGGUUACUCUGCGAAAUCGACUGCAUGUGGGUCAAGGACCUGGUCAGGGUCAGAACCAGACCC